AUGGUGCCGGAUGUGAGGGCGGGCAGGAAGGAGGAGCGGGAUUUGGGCGAGGAGAAGGAGGUGGUGCGGGUGGAGGCUCCGGCACCAGAGCCGCGAGAGCCGCGAUACGUUGUGCGUGAGCCGAGACGGAUGGCUGUGAAGAACAUGAUGGCGGGGGGAUGUGAGGAGGUGGGAGAGGCGAAGGAUGAUCCGGAAGAAAAUGAAGAUAGUUCGGAGGUUGACGAUGAGCGGUGUCGAUUUGAGAGAGGAGAGUGCGAAACGUUGCGAAGCUUCCAAGGAUAUGCUUAG
Molecule: messenger RNA, 288 nt
Organism: Pseudozyma hubeiensis SY62
Lineage: Eukaryota; Fungi; Basidiomycota; Ustilaginomycetes; Ustilaginales; Ustilaginaceae
Product: tripeptidyl peptidase
Exons: 1
Coding region: 1-288 (95 amino acids)
Source: RefSeq, a predicted model, not a curated record